AUAACAGGGUGUGGAUUCUUUGUUUGAUCAACAAGCACAUGGAGAAAAGGACAAUGACAUAAGGCUGUGUCAAAGUUGGUUCAGCUUGGCACGGCACGUUUUACCUUUCCGAAGGCUGGAUGAUGAUGAGUGUUUGGGAGUUUGUUGGCGGGCUCUUGAGGGCGAUCUCUGUAACUCUGUUGCAAGUCACGGCAACUCAGUAGCAAGUUUUCGUCUCCAGCCAGGAACACUUGAUGUCGCAGCGUAUCUGAGUGCGGCCAUGUCGCGUCGUGUCACCAACGUAACAAAGUCAAGCCGCCGUAUCCGCACAUCACCAGCCGCCGCCGUCGCGACCCCGUGUAGCUUGUCCUCGCCGUCGUCGCCAUAGCCCGGCGAUGCAGCCAUCCCAGGGCUUGUCUGCUUCCGCAUCGAAUCAAGCACCCGACUCUCAAUCCUCGACAUUGAACGCUUCCAACCACAUCUUUCGCGAUUCUUCGUCAGCCGACAACCGUGUCGUCCGCUCCAUCCCGCCAUGGGUGCAGACCGAAGACGACAGCGAUGAUGAGUCGAUCGAUCAGACACAGCGUCUCCUACCUCUGGCCAAUACCGUUCCCGCCUCUCAUCACUACCUCCCUGCCCCGCCCACCCAACACAAAGCCCCUGGCCGAAAGUGGGAUCACAUACGCUCCGCCGAGCCUCCGUUGCUAGAUCAGCCGAUAGAUACGAAUCAGCAAAGAUGGCUUCCCUACAUGGUGUCCGGUCCGCAGCCACGAGGCGUACCUGGUGCUAGGCUGGUCUCGGAUGCCUGGAUGGACGAGAACAUGCCUCAUCUCACUACUACCUGGACUGCUGCCGAACCUGAGAAAUCCUCAGAUAAGCCCAAAGGCUUGUGGUUAUUUACUCGCGAAAGAAGAUCAAAAACUUUCGGGCGCAUCAAGCGCAUCAUCCUUAAAAAUCCUUUUGUACCUCUAGUUUUCCGUCUCAUCGUUCUUACCUUUACUCUGGCUGCCCUUGGCUUGGGCGCCAGAGUCUUCCACGAGGCCAAUGCCGUCAAUCGAGAUGGCGAAGGGCCUUGUAGCAAGCGCGCCUCGACAUACAUGGCUAUUGUCCUGGAUAGCGCUGCCGUGCCUUAUAUUGGCUACAUCACAUGGGAUGAGUACUUGAGUAAACCGCUCGGACUCCGCAGUGCUACGGCCAAAGUGUCCCUCCUUCUAGUCGACCUCUUUUUCAUUGUUUUCUACUCGUCCAACUUAUCUCUGGCUUUGGAUGCACUUGACGAUCCUCGUUGGGCCUGCUUCGACCACAACGAAUCUUUACUAUCGAACUGCCCCGCUUCUCCUCGUAUAUGUCGGUCUCAACAGGGUCUUUCUGGUGUUUUGGUUGUUGCUUUGAUGGCGUGGCUCUUCACGUUUGUUAUCAGCGUACUCAGGGUAGUGGAGCGUCUUCGUUAGCGAGGAAGGGAAAUCCAGCAUGUUCCUUUGUAAUCAUUUAU
Molecule: messenger RNA, 1471 nt
Organism: Aureobasidium pullulans EXF-150
Lineage: Eukaryota; Fungi; Ascomycota; Dothideomycetes; Dothideales; Saccotheciaceae
Exons: 3
Coding region: 375-1430 (351 amino acids)
Biological process (GO): positive regulation of catalytic activity
Cellular component (GO): fungal-type vacuole; cell periphery
Source: RefSeq, a predicted model, not a curated record